UAAGGUAAAAUUCCAUUUCCUUCAUUCAUCUUCUACAGCAGAAACAAUCCCCUUUGUUUCUUCUCCCUUGCCCAAAUCGAAAUUUGCAAAGCACUUUCAUCGUCUUCUUCCUCUUCCGUUAAAAUUCCAAUUCCACACACUCACGCGUGACACGUCACCGACCUUCACUCUGCUGCUUCCAGCUACUUAUGCCUCCUCUCCCACUCCCAUACUCGUUUUUUCCCGCUAACCUCACCCGCGUCGCCGUCACCGCCCAGCCAGAGAGAGACCCCUACCGCGAUCGCUCGCUCUCACACCGUCCAUGCGCCCCCGCGCGCGUUCCCUCGCAUUCGCUGGAUAAAUGCGUGUCACUAUCGAUCUAGGGUUUCGGAGCCUGGUCCUCGUCGCCGUGGUCUGCCUCGUCUUGCCGGCGAUCAGCUUCGUUCUCCGUCGCAGGUUGCGGCGCGCGGAGGCCAGGGCGGAGGAGAUCAAGCGGCUGCUUGUUCUCGCCGAGGAGGAGACCGUUAGGGCCGAGACCGAGGCUUCGUAUUACCGGUACGGGGUCGUUUCGGCCCCGAAGAACAAAGUAUGCGCCGUGUGUUUCUCUCCCACCACUACACGUUGCGCUAGGUGCAAAGCGGUUCACUACUGUUCUGGAAAGUGCCAAAUUGUUCAUUGGCGUCAAGGUCACAAAGAAGAAUGCCAUCCUGCCAUCGCAACUUGCCAGUCUGAUGACUUGGUUAGUGAUCUUGGAAAGAACGUGGCAGAUCCUGAUGCUCGCAGAAUCCAUGAACAGAGGUCUCAGACUGAAAGCACAAAGUAUGCAACAGCAUUUGAGAAUCCCUUGUUGUCUGAAAAGAGCCGUUCUAAUAUUUCACGAGCAAAUGGUGAUAGUGCAAGAGAUGACUCUCUUCAAGAGGGAAAUGUUACAGGCUCUAAUUCUGAAUUAUCCAGUAAUUCAUUUUCUGGAUUCUCAGCAUCCACCGGUGCCAGUGAAUCAUCUGAUGAUUCUUCUGUCUGUGAGAGUGUCAUCUCAAAUGAACACGAUAGAUCUGAGGGACAUAUUUUUGUGAAUCACGCCCAUGACACUUCUGAUACCACUUCAAGUCAUAGCAACAUUGAUGAAUCCAUUCCAUUAUCACCUAAGUUUGUUAGCUUGGUCGAUUCAGUAGAUGAUUAUCCAGAAAUGCAUAAAUUAUAUCAAGUUACACCUGGUUCGGGAAAAGAAGAGAGUAAGCUCACAUCAUCAGAUAGCAGUUCUGGUUUGCGUAUGCGGAAAAGAUCAACAAUUGAGCCUUCCACAGUGUCUUCUGGAUUCAGGAAUGAAACACUUGAUUCAACAAGGUUAAAAGAUGACUCUAAUAGUGACCAUCGUCCAUCCCAGGGUGAUUCUUCUCCAAAGUCAGUUGAGAACAAUAUGCUGGGAUCAUCAUCUUCAGAGAAAAAUAUAGCUGAUUCUUCAGGUUGUGCCGAUGCUGUGAGCGUCCAUAAUUUGCAAACAGUUGGUUCUAGGGUAUCAAAUCAUGUUAUCAACCCUAGUAGCACCUUGGAGUUAGCUGAAAGUAUACGUCAGUCAUUUGCUGAUACGAAAUGUGGGAAUAAAGGCAUCCAGUCUGGAACUGUUACUUCAUCUAGGGUUGUUGGCUCUCCAAAGUCUAAGAAUGACCUAGAAACAUCUGUCCUGAAAGCUUCUGAUCAGUUUAGAGGAUCAAAAUCAUCUAAACCUUUCCCAUUAGCAGUUGGGAGUAAUAUCACUGGAAAAUAUAGUGACAAGGGUCAUUUUCCAUAUGAUUUGUUUGUCAAGCUUUUUAACUUGAACAGAGUGCAGUUGCAACCAUUUGGUCUCGUAAACUGUGGAAACAGCUGUUAUGCUAAUGCUGUACUCCAGUGCUUGGCUUUUACACCACCCCUGACUGCUUAUUUACUUCAAGGACUUCAUUCUAAAUCAUGUGCAAAUAAAAAGUGGUGUUUCACUUGUGAGUUUGAAAGUUUGAUUUUGAAGUCAAAAGACACAAAAUCUCCCAUCUCACCUGUGGGCUUACUCUCUCAACUACAGAAUAUUGGGAGUCAACUUGGUAAUGGAAGGGAAGAAGAUGCACAUGAGUUUCUAAGGCUUGCUGUUGAGACAAUGCAAUCUGUCUGCCUUAUGGAUUCUGGGGAUAAAACAUCAGACUCAUUAAAAGAGGAAACCAAUUUAAUGGGCCUAACUUUUGGAGGAUAUCUUCAAUCAAAGAUAAAAUGCAUGAAGUGUGGAGGGAAAUCUGAGCGUCAAGAAAGGAUGAUGGAUCUGACUGUUGAGAUAGAUGGGGAGAUAGCAACCCUGGAGGAUGCCCUUCGACAGUUUACAACUGCUGAGACUCUGGAUGGGGAAAACAAGUACAACUGUGUCAGGUGCAAGUCUUACGAGAAGGCUAAGAAGAGGAUGACAGUUUUGGAGGCACCUAAUGUUCUUACAAUUGCAUUAAAGAGAUUUAAGUCAGGAAAAUUUGGGAAGCUCAAUAAACCUAUCCAGUUUCCUGAAAUACUUGACUUGGCACCUUUUAUGAGUGGGACUAGUGAUUUGGCUAUAUACAGGCUAUAUGGGGUAGUUGUUCACCUGGAUACUAUGAAUACUACUUUUUCGGGUCACUAUGUUUGCUAUGUGAAGAAUUUUCAAGGCAGGUGGUUCAAGGUUGAUGAUAGCGUGGUGACAUCUGUUGAAUUGGAAAGCGUCUUGGCAAAAGGAGCAUACAUGCUUUUCUAUGCAAGGUGCUCACCUAGGGCCCCUAGAUUAAUCAGGAACAGUAUAGUAUCUUCAGAUUUAAAAUGGAAAGUCAAUGGAAAAACUGCCGUAGUGAAGGGACGACUAUCUACUGUUUCUGGUGCUGGAGUUAAUUUGACUUCUGUAGAUGGUUCACCUUCCUUUGAUGUCUAUUCAAAGUUUCUCCGCCAGAGAAGGAUUUUGGAAGAAGAUUCAUCAAGUGAUAAUUCAUCCCUUAUAAGCAGCAAUUCUGACGAAGGUUCUUGCAGUACAGAUAGCACGAGUGAUUCAACCAGUACGGAUGACUUUGCUGAUUAUAUUUUUGGUGAUUUGGGACGCGGCUCAGGCAGCAUGUUUAGAAAUUCAGACUCCAAGAUUGCCCCUUCAUUGUCGUCUUCUCCCCACUCUAGAUAUUUUCCCUCUUUUGAUAUUUGACCCACAUGAUUCAGUUUUGCUGCAUUCAACUGGGUUCCAACCACCUCCCCGAAGUUCAAAGGUGGAGAUAGAUGGUGUUUUGUACAGGAACAUGCUUGGUAGAUAGUUAAAGGAAUGGUGGAGGUGUUUGCCCUUUUUGAUCCUGACAUAAUGAUAGAGCAUAGGAAUAGGAAGUUAGAUAAAAGUGGUAGGACUGGCGUUAGUUUUAGGGAGACUGACUCUGUACAGGGAGCAGGAUAGAAAUUGUGGUGUAUCUUGCUUGUAUAAAGUCAAGUUAUACAAAGGUUGGGAUGCCCUGAACCGUAGCCGUAAAUAAUAAUAUAUUUGUAGGUUAGGCUGCUCUCAUUCUCACCAAGUCCCAAAUCAUUUAAUUGUUUCGACACAUAAAGAUUACUGUCAUAUUUUUCUGUUUCUUUUGUAAAUCAAAAACAUUUGAGAUAUUCAGUAACAAACAAUAUACUGCUUCUGUUUC
This is a messenger RNA of Vigna radiata var. radiata (mung bean), 3626 nucleotides long. RefSeq names its product ubiquitin carboxyl-terminal hydrolase 17. Lineage: Eukaryota; Viridiplantae; Streptophyta; Magnoliopsida; Fabales; Fabaceae. The transcript has 11 exons. Gene Ontology annotation, molecular function: cysteine-type deubiquitinase activity; cysteine-type endopeptidase activity. Gene Ontology annotation, biological process: protein deubiquitination. The coding region runs from base 341 to 3154 and encodes 937 amino acids. Gene Ontology annotation, cellular component: nucleus; cytosol. The record is from RefSeq and is a predicted model, not a curated record.